ACGCUUGAAACAGAUUUGAAAAAAGAACAGAGGAUCUCAGGCUGCGUAUAUUUUCUGAAGAAAAAAGUGAAAUAAAAAUGUAAAAAAAGCUUUUCCGGCUUUUCCCUUUUUUAUUAAAAAAAAAAAAAAAAAACCUUUGAAACACCAAAGAAAUUUUGCAUAGAAAUUUUGCAUAUCUUUCUUGAUAAAAGUACCUCCCUGAAUUCUCGAUACGGUACAAAAUCAACAAGUACUAAAAAUAACGGAUUGCCGGCAAUUCAAAAUUCCCUUCGAAAAAUAUCCCUCAAAUCGCGCUACCUGUCGGAUUUUUUCAGUACUUCUCAGUGUUUUGUUUUUAUUUUUCUGUGCAAAAAUGACUGAACAAUUGUACACCGCUUUGUCUUCUAUCAAGGAAUUGCGUUCGAGUGUAGGGCAGAUAUUUGAAUCCUUGGGUGGCGGAGUACGAGCUGAACAUGGGGUAGAAGGGAGAGAUGCCAAGUAUUUGCUAGAACUGCAAGAUUUGCUAAAUGCCGUUACGAUGAAUUUGAGGGAUGUUGAGGCGGCUAUCAAUGUCUUAACACCCCCAGCUGGUCCAUUUAAUCUGGGCAACUCAUCAUUCUUAUCCCAGGAGACCACACAGGACCGUCAGGCUCUGUAUUCGCAACUGGUCAACAGCUACAAAUGGAUUGAUAAAAUCCGGGAGCAUAGCAAUUUGGCAGCUAAUCUCUUGAGUCACAAUGCCCUCAAACGGUCCUACUCGACGAAUUCAACCAAAAGGCGACGUCCUCUGACUUCCAGCCACAAUGUUUUGCCUCAUCAUGUGGAUCAGGCUAUCUCGCAGAUAGAUCGCAACUUCACUGACAUGACCCUCAAGAUUUGGAGGCCCUUUGCUACAAAUGUGAUCCUCCAUAUUAGCCUCAGCAGAGUCCUGAAAGCUGCAAUAGUUUUCAAAGGAUUGAUGAUUGAAUGGGUGAUUGUCAAAGGAUUUGAAGAGGCUUUGGAUGAUGUUGAUGACUUGUGGACAGAAUCCAGGCACAAAGUCUUCCAGCAAGUUCGUGAUCACACCCAUUCAGCUAUGCUCCAUUUCUACUCGCCAACUCUUCCUGAACUUGCCGUUCGCAGCUUCAUGACAUGGAUUCACAGCUAUGUCACCCUCUUUUCUGAUCCUUGCAAAAAAUGUGGUCUCCAUCUUCACAAUAGCCUUCCGCCAACUUGGAGAGACUUCAGGACACUGGAACCAUUCCAUGUUGAGUGCAAACACUAAUUUCUGGCCAACGUAACGUCUCAAUUUUAAUGAAAGGAAUAAAAAAAAGGAUAAUACAAGAAUGAAGAAUGCUUCGGAGUAAAGUAAGUUCCCAUUUUC
Molecule: messenger RNA, 1342 nt
Organism: Phlebotomus papatasi
Lineage: Eukaryota; Metazoa; Arthropoda; Insecta; Diptera; Psychodidae
Gene: MED27
Product: mediator of RNA polymerase II transcription subunit 27
Exons: 3
Coding region: 353-1243 (296 amino acids)
Biological process (GO): regulation of transcription by RNA polymerase II
Cellular component (GO): mediator complex
Molecular function (GO): transcription coactivator activity
Source: RefSeq, a predicted model, not a curated record